Messenger RNA from Hydra vulgaris (swiftwater hydra), 1702 nucleotides. RefSeq lists its product as uncharacterized. Gene Ontology annotation, cellular component: cytosol; membrane. The record is from RefSeq and is a predicted model, not a curated record. Lineage: Eukaryota; Metazoa; Cnidaria; Hydrozoa; Anthoathecata; Hydridae. Gene Ontology annotation, biological process: animal organ development; negative regulation of MAP kinase activity; negative regulation of fibroblast growth factor receptor signaling pathway.
UUUGAAUGAUGCAGCAAGCUUUGAAUGAACUUUUUUCUUCCGGAAUUCCAACCACCAGUGCGUUUUUACAAUUUGUUCAAUAUUUUUAAAGGGAAUAGAACAAAGCAAAGACGAUAACUUGACAAAUAAGACGGUUUCUAUAAACUAAGUUAACUAGCUCUUUUUUAUCAUGAAGGUUCAGAGAUUUAUUUUUGUAAACUAAGUCAGAAACCAGGCAGUUAUACUCAUUCAAAUAAGUUAAUGAACCAGAUCGGUAUGUUAUUUUGAAUAGUAAAGAUAGAAGGAUUGAAAUAGCAACUUUUAGAAUAAGUGAAAAGAAAAAAAAAAGUAUUUCAUUACCUCUUUCACGAUAGUCUUCAAUUUUAAAGAAAAUAUUAUUUUCUUAUAUUGUUAUUAUCAAUAAGAAGCCUGAAGCAAUUUAACGAGUACUGAGUAAAACGCUUCCGUGAAUUGUAUUAUUUGUUUGUAGUUAUAAAUAGAAAACCAUUCAAACUUUUAACUUACAUGAUAAAGACGUAUACAUGAAAUUACGUAUGAGGAAAGAAUAAUCAAAUGAAGAAUUGAAUUUUGGAGGAAGAGUAGCAAUCCAAAUAUUUUGAAAUUAUUUAUUUUUUGAUGUUUAAAGAGCGCUUUCUUAUGAAAGGGUUUUAUUAACUAGAAAACUACAGCUAAAAAGUUAUGGAGGAAUCAAUUUCAAUACCUGGGUUGGUACAACCAUACACUAACAAUAAUGAAAUUUUGGCAAAUGCACUUAAGAGUAAAGAAAAUAGAAUUGAUGCGAAUCUAGUCCCUUAUCCUUAUUCAAUAUACGACGAUGAUUCCUCAACUGAUCAUUACUUUUUGGUGCCUGGCUCAAAAGUAGAUAUUUGUCGUUUUAAACGAGAAUUUAUACAUCUCAAUGAUUUAAAAAGAACACAACUUAAAGAAUCAAUAUAUGCAAACAACUCAACACAUCAUCAUCGUGAAGAACCAAUAUGCGCUAACAAAACGACAAAUCAACUAUCCAAAGAAACAAUAUACACAAACACUAGUAACGUUAGGUAUCCUUUAAUAAAUAAGCAACAAUUAGCUCGUAAAAAUUUAUUGCAAAGUAGUGGAGAAUAUUGUUUAUUAGCACAAGACGACAAAAAAUACUUUUCACAUAAAUGCCAAAAAUCUAGACUAAAUAAUAACAACAAUAAUAAAGAAGAUAAAAAGUUAUCGGGGAAUUUUUAUUGCUUGCACUCAGAGACCGAGCGAUUAUCAAAAUCCAACUCAUUUCAUAGCCGUCAUAAAUCGUACGACACUAUUCUUCAAAGGAACGAUAAGAAAUUACAAAAACAAUUAAAAAAAGAAUAUCACAAAGAUAAUUUUAUAGAUUCUUGUACAUGUAUAGUGUGCGUGAAAGCGAUAAAUUAUCAUUUUGAUCCCGAUGAUACAAACAAAACAAUAGAAACUUGUUCAUGUAGUGGUAAUUUAAAAAGUAUUUCCAGAAGGUGGUUUUGUUUGGGAGUUUUAUCCGUGUUUUUCCCGUGUUUAUUAUGUUAUAUUCCUCUCAAACUUUGUCAAAAAGAACCUAUUGACAUUGCUCCGAAAACAAAGUUAAAAAAUGCGCACGAAGUUCGCUAUGUUAAAGGACCUUAUUUCAAUGCGACUUCUACAUCCUUAUGAUUUUAACCCGACUUCUUUUCCCUAUGGUCUGUUAAAUAGAUUAACUUAAUUA